CGUUAUACGUUUCUAAUAUCUUUGCUCUUGAUAAGCCAAGGGAGCAAAAAAAAGGAUAGCCGUCGAGCCGAUAAUCUAACCGAAACCGAAUAAAGUUACUGAGUGUCCGUUCGGUGUGGGUUGUUGCUCUUAAAUAACGGAGAUAAUGAAUUCGGCUAAGAAGGCGGUUCAGCUGCUGCAGCUAAGUUCACGGCAAUUAUCGACAUCACAGCUGACGAGGAAAGCCACAACCGGCGCUCCGUUAGAUAAUGUGCAUCCAGGAUACAAAAAGCUGAAGGCGAAACAGGAAAAAUUUCAGGUUAAUGAUGGCCUUCCCGUUUUUCUCAAAGGUGGAAUUGUGGACAAAUUACUGUACCAUACAACAUUGGGACUUUGUGCUGUUGGACUUGGCAUGACCUUCAAAUUUUAUUAUGAUAUGGCAGUGCCUAGAAAGUAGAUGUAUUAGUUCUUUGUGUAAAUGGGAGAGGUAGUUAGUGCAGGCAGAUUCUCAUUUCUGUAAGUUAUUGCAGGUGACUGUACAAAUCUGUAAAUUGCAUUUAAUAAAUACUGAGAAGUA
Messenger RNA from Schistocerca piceifrons (Central American locust), 556 nucleotides. Its product is annotated as cytochrome c oxidase subunit 7A, mitochondrial-like. The transcript has 3 exons. The record is from RefSeq and is a predicted model, not a curated record. NCBI's taxonomy places the organism in Eukaryota, Metazoa, Arthropoda, Insecta, Orthoptera, Acrididae. Gene Ontology annotation, biological process: mitochondrial respirasome assembly; mitochondrial electron transport, cytochrome c to oxygen; regulation of oxidative phosphorylation. Bases 146 to 436 code for a protein of 96 amino acids.